ACUGCAGUACUUGCCCAGACUGAACACCGGGUAAACCCAGCUGUCAUUUGACUCUAUGCUAAAAAUGGCAGGAAACAGUUCUUAUACUAUAGUUGAAUAUUUCGGCGGGGAUUCGGGUUACCGGUGUGGUUACUGUAAGAAUGAUGAAGGAAACUUUUCUCAUGGGAUGUGGUCUCACACCAUGACUGUACAAGACUACCAAGACCUAAUAGACCGAGGGUGGAGAAGAAGUGGGAAAUAUGUCUAUAAGCCCACAUUGAACAAGACAUGCUGUCCACAGUACACCAUCAGAUGUCAUGCAACAAAAUUCCAGCCCUCCAAAUCUCACAAGAAAGUCCUGAAGAAGAUCAGCAAAUUUAUUUCCAAAGGGGAAAUGCCAAAAGAUCAGGAUAAUGGCGAGCCGAUGGACGCGGUGUGUGACCAAGCGGGGCCGCGGGAGCCCAGCAAAGCCUGUCACUCAGACGUGAAGUGUGCUGCUAUCAAAGACAUUCAGAAGGAACUACCAGAGUGUCCCGCUAUCACAGAAGGCCAGAAAGAGGUAGUGGAUGCAGCACCUGCAGCACCUGCUGUCUCAGAGACGUCAAGAAAAGAUCGAGCGUCUGUGUCUGAUGACAGGAAAACAGCGACAGCUACUAAACCAGGAAUCGGAGCUGACCCCGCCCGGCCGCCAUGCCGGAAGGCCAAAGACUUGAGAAAGGAGCGACGUCUUCAGAAAAACCAGAUUAGACAAAACGUUGAUGGAGUCCCCUCCAUUGUUUCUCCUCCCCCCCCCACUGCGGCCCAGACCAAACCCCUGGAAGAUUUCAUCAAUGAGUCACUGCCUGACAACUCUUCUCAUUGCCUCGAGGUGAGGCUAGUGCGCGCCAAUCCCCCUAGCCCGCAGUUCAAAGCCUCUUUCGACGCCUCCUACCAGGUGUACAAACUCUACCAGAUGGCCAUUCACAAGGACCCUCCUGACAAACCCUCCGAGAGCCAGUUCCGGAGAUUUCUCUGUGAUUCACCACUAGAGGCGGAACAUUCUCCAGAUGGGCCCGAGGAGGGCUACGGCUCCUUCCAUCAGCAGUACUGGCUGGACGAUCGCAUCGUGGCGGUGGGGGUGAUCGAUAUCCUGCCUACCUGUGUGUCCUCUGUCUACCUGUACUACCACCCAGACUUUGCCUCACUGUCUCUGGGCUCCUACUCUGCUCUCAGGUUGGUUUCACAUGCUUCUCAGAUCUCAGACACAGUUCCCAAGUUAAGAAGCUUCCAACUUUAG
Messenger RNA from Notothenia coriiceps (black rockcod), 1255 nucleotides. RefSeq names its product arginyl-tRNA--protein transferase 1. The coding region runs from base 56 to 1255 and encodes 399 amino acids. Gene Ontology annotation, cellular component: cytoplasm. NCBI's taxonomy places the organism in Eukaryota, Metazoa, Chordata, Actinopteri, Perciformes, Nototheniidae. The transcript is spliced from 9 exons. Gene Ontology annotation, molecular function: arginyl-tRNA--protein transferase activity. Gene Ontology annotation, biological process: protein arginylation. The record is from RefSeq and is a predicted model, not a curated record.